CUGCUGGAGGCUUUGCUCCCAGGGCAGAAACUCUCAAUUCUCUCAGUUCCCAGUCAUUCCAGGAUGCUUGGGAAACUAUUCUAAGCUCUAAUUUUAACCCUGAGCACAAGCAGGAAUGUUCUUCACUGACAACCAGGCACAAACCGCUGCAAUUCCCUCCUGCCGCGCCCAAACUCCCCCGUCACCAUUUUAUCUCCCAGUUUUGAGGAAUGGGCGGCUUCUAUAAUCAUUUGACGAAAAGGCUGUGGUCAAGAUUCACUUUCCAGUUUCAAUUUCCACUUUCACUUUCAAGCAGCAAUUCCUCGAAAUCAUGUGAUUCGCGAAGCUAUAAAAAUAUCUGAGGAGCCAAGUUUUAUCCAGUGUUCCACUGCAAUCAAACUCGGUACAACCCAGAUCAACAUCAUGAGGUUCAUUUUGUCCGGCGAACACUAGCUGCACCCCUGAUAUUAACACAUUAGUUGGUGCUUGAAACAACACAGGCAGACAGACUGAUUAACUGAACAAAUACUGGUGGUUUAUUGGAACUAAGAACAGAGCACGAACACCAUGUGUGUUUCUUCAAUCACUUCCAGCUCUAGACUUACACUUACCCAAGUACCUGCAUUGUGUAGCGAUUGGUCAAUACAGUCACAUGGUCAAGUAACUACAUUCUCUUAAAGAAACCUUGGUUUCACUGCAACAGUUUUAGUUCCGAUUCACAUUCAUGAAAUCAUCUUAAAGCAAUUAAUGACGGAGUUGAUAAAUAGCUGUAAAAUGUAACACACCAAACACUCUUCGCGAUCAGCUUACCAUUACAAGUCGAGUUGAAGUUGAAACGAGAAUCCAACGCAUUUUCCACCUGAUCAGAAAUAUGAGCAUGUCUGUGUGCAGUAACGUACAGAAGGAUUUGUUGAAAGUGAAGCUCGAUUGGCUUCAAUGUCACUUCACGUGGGUUCCACAGAAAGAAAACAUUGACUUGGAUGAUAUGAAGCAAAGAUUAGAAGAUUCAAUACAGCUUGAUAUGCAAUAUCAAGCCAGGUCUUACAACCAACUUGCUUUUGUAAACUGUCUGCAAGGAAACUAUGAAGAGGCCAUUCAAAACUUAAAGGAAGCUGAAAGAUUUCUUAGGGAGAAUCAUGAAGAUGAAUUUGAAAAAAAAAACAUCAUCAGCUAUGGAAACUAUGCCUGGGUAUAUUAUUACAUGGGACAACUGACAGAGGCUCAGUACUACCUCGACAAGCUGGAGGAGAUCUGUAAACAAUUUCCUGAUGGCUCUCAGUAUACAGCAAUGAUUCCUGAAGUAUAUGGAGAGAAGGGUUGGGCACUGUUGAGUUGUACUAGUCAAUAUUAUGAAGAGGCAAUGGAAUGUUUUAAAAAGGCCCUGGAGGAAGAUCCGGAGAACACGGAAUGGAAUAUUGGCUAUGCGACUGUUCUGUUUCGCCUGGAAUGGUUUCCUGGUACUCCAGAGAGUCAAGGGCCCAGUGAAUCAAUAAAACAGUUGAGGCGUGUGCUGGAGCUUGAUCCAGAUCACACUGUAGCCAUGGUGCUGUUGGCUCUAAAACUACAACAGUUCAAUAAAAUGGAGGAAGCACUUCAAUUAGUCAAACAAGCAUUGCAUAAGUCCCCUGAUCUUCCGUAUGUGCUUCGUUAUGCAGCAAAAUUUUACAGAACGAAAGGAGAUGUGGAAAAAGCUGUGGAGAUGCUGAAGAAAGCAUUAGAAAUUACUCCACAUUCUACCUUCUUACACCAUCAAAUAGGUCAGUGCUACAGAACCAAACUGAAUCCACUGAUGAAAUAUCGAGGCAGUAAAGAUCCUCACAAUCCUGCUUUUCAACAGAAAGACAAAUUGAUCAACCAAUGCAAGUAUCAUUUUCAAAAGGCUUUUAAGAACCGACCACUAACAGCUAUAAAAGCCCAACUGGAUUUUGCAGGAAUAUGUUUAUUAAAUGAAGAAUAUCUCAAAGCAAAGGAGAUCUACAACCAGUUACUGAAAUUGGAAGGCAUUCGUCCAGAAAAUAAGCAGGCAAUAUGUUUACAGGCGGGCUUAUUUGAACUAAAUUACAAACAUUCUGAAUCAAAUGCCAUCACCCAUUUUCUGGAAGGAAUGAAAGUCAAUUAUGACUCAAUACAUCAGAAAAGGUGUCGAGAAAACUUGGAGAUGAUAGCAGCAAGAUGGCUUCGCAGGAACCCAAGAGAAAGCAAGGCCUUUGGUGUUUUUGGGUUCCUGCACCAGCUGGAUGGUGAGAGAUGUGAAGCUAUUAAAUGCUUUGAAAAGGCCUUGGAGUUUGAUCCUGACAAUAAAGAAUAUCUAAAUGCUCUUUGUGAAUUAAGCCUUUCCAUCGAAGACAACAAUGACUUUCCCAACUAAAACUAAACACAUUUUGAAAACUGCAUUAACGACACUGAUCUAUAAACAGGUUCAGUGGGACACAUUUUCAUUUAUAUUCUAUUGGCAACUUUAUUCAAAUGAGCAUUUCACUCAUGUUUGCUUAAUUUUCAAACCAUAAUCUUAUUGUAAUUAUUCUAAAUCCUUGUGCUUCAUUCAGGAUUAUUAACCAUAUGGGUGAACUCACCAAAUAGCAUUUAUUUCUGUAUCAUAAGAGCUUUUGCUGAGCGGGAAAGAAACAAAAUGAGAUAGGAUUUGGGGAUUUAGAGAUAAUUGAGCUAAGUGGACAGAGCCACAAUAAUUCUUUAUGAAUUAUAUGAACUUGUGUAAGACAAUAAUAAACUUAACAUGGGCCUGAUUUUAACUCCAGAUGCAUUUUGGGUAAGUGGUGAGGGGAUCUGGAAACUCACUGGUUUCUGUACAUACCGGGUCCAGGUCCAGGACAGAGCUGGCAGUGCAGUCGGGGCCCAAUGAUGUCACCAGACCCCAGUCUGCACACGUUAACGAGGACCCCGCCCACUUUGGGUGAGCAGUUUAGCCCAGUUUCCAGCAAGUGGGUAGAUUUAAAAUCAGCACCAUCAAGUUCUAAUGUAACCUAGAUAACUGGGUAGAAAUAUGUACACUGGUGUCCAAAUAUAGAUGAAAAAUGUGUUUUGUUUGGAUCAUCACCUGGUUAAUGAUUUUAGUCGGAAAACAUUAUAGCUGGAGUUACAAUAAGCUUCAGUGCACUUUGACCAUAUGACUUAUACUCUUUUUAUGGUGAUAACAAUAUCCAAUGCAGCCUGUAGACGGUAUAAUAAAACCAGUCUGCUACCCUAUCUUUCACUUGCUGCCUCUUCGCAGAAAAGUUCCCAUUGGGUUAAAGGCUUUCCAUAUGUGACAGCUGGGAAAGGACCAACAAUCACUGCAGACCCUUAAAAUAAAUCAACAGCUUGAUUCUGUUGCUUGGAGGAUUUGUUGAGAAAUGAACGGAUUCCCACCCAGAGCUUUCAUUCAGAUCUCGGCCUCUGUCACUAGGAGUCUCCCUGUCCGGUAACUUGUCAGCUUCACCAACUCUUCAUCAAACCAUCCGAGUCCCUCAUUGGCCAAUACAGAGCAGCUUGGACAACACCCAGAAAAGACCAUUUUCUACAGUCUGUCACCAUCUCAGUGAAGGAAAAAGCAGUGAACAAGGGAAGGAUAAAGGAUAUAAAAAAUGAUUAAAUUCAGUGAAAAAGAAUAAAAUGCAAUAGCUACAGGUACCAAUUCUCUAAACAGAGGUUUCAGUUGUAAUUGUAUAAUCAGAGAUUGAAUAGAAAAUAACCAAUAAAAUGAAGCCAUGGCUAAGA
Messenger RNA from Carcharodon carcharias (great white shark), 3693 nucleotides. RefSeq names its product interferon-induced protein with tetratricopeptide repeats 5-like. Gene Ontology annotation, biological process: defense response to virus. The transcript is spliced from 4 exons. The coding region runs from base 851 to 2347 and encodes 498 amino acids. Gene Ontology annotation, cellular component: cytosol. The record is from RefSeq and is a predicted model, not a curated record. Gene Ontology annotation, molecular function: protein binding. NCBI's taxonomy places the organism in Eukaryota, Metazoa, Chordata, Chondrichthyes, Lamniformes, Lamnidae.